Mesorhabditis belari is the source of this 417-nucleotide messenger RNA. Lineage: Eukaryota; Metazoa; Nematoda; Chromadorea; Rhabditida; Rhabditidae. The record is from the annotation of a GenBank genome assembly.
AUGUUCGACUGUGAGAACGAUCCGGGAUGGCAGUUUCUUCGAAUGAGUCGCGAGCAAAUCAUUCAAGAUCAAUCUCAACCCUAUGACUCAAAGAAAAACUGCUGGGUGCCCGACGAGGAGGAUGGUUUCCAAUCGGGUGAAAUCAUCAAAACCGCCGGGGAAAUGGUCACCGUUGUCACCAGAUCUCAGAAUGAGAUCACUCUCAAGAAAGAGCUUGUCCAAGAGAUGAAUCCACCGAAAUUCGAGAAAACCGAGGACAUGUCCAACUUGUCUUUCCUCAACGACGCCUCUGUGCUUCAUAACUUGAGAGCUCGCUACAAGAUGAUGCUUAUCUAUACCUACUCUGGCCUCUUCUGUGUUGUCAUCAAUCCCUACAAGCGUCUUCCCAUCUACACCGAAUCUGUUGCUCGAAUUUUC